AUGGCGCCGGCGCUGUGGAAAACCUUCAACUUUUUCGAAGUCUCCCCCGUUCAGUUCCCAGACGGCGAACAGUCAAUCUUCGAUAGCGACGUAAGCUGCAUCUGCACAGGCUCCGAAAACCUCUUCCUCGGCACCACCGAUGGCACCGUGCACAUCCUCUCGCAGUCCUUCAAGGUGCUGCGCACCUUCAAAGCACACGACACAGGUUCCAUAACGCACAUGAGGCAGGUGGAUGCGACGUCGUUAAUCGUCACGAUUUCCGAGGAUCUGCUGAAUGACCCCGUGCUGAAGGUGUGGGCCCUGGAUAAGGAGGAAAAGAAGACCGGGGCGCCGAAGUGUCUUUCGACGGUUAUGGUGCAGAAUGGGAGGAGGCAGUUUCCGGUCUCCGCCUUCGUCGUCCUCCCCGACCUCUCCCAACUCGCAGUGGGAUUUGCCAAUGGUUCCGUCACCGUGAUCCGCGGUGACCUCAUCCACGACCGCGGUGCCAAGCAGCGAACGGUUUUCGAAUCCGAAGAACCCGUCACAGGCCUGGAAAUCCAGCACGGCCCCGUCAUCACCCUCUACAUCUCCACGACAGGCCGUAUACUAACUCUUGUUAUCUCCGGGAAGGGCCAAGGCCAACCCGCCCGCGCCCUCGAGGACCUAGGUUGCGGCGUUGGCUGCAUGACCUUCGACCACCAGACGGGUGAUAUCAUCAUAGCACGGGAGGAUGCGAUAUAUACCUAUGGUCCCGGUGGGCGGGGACCCAGCUUUGCCUUUGACAGUCCGAAAACGUCCAUAUAUACGUUUCGGGAUUAUAUUGCGUUGGUCUGUCCGCCCAAGUCGGCUUUGGCGAAAUCUGAUACGCUGCGGCGGUUUGGGGGGGUCCCAGUUGAGGAGAUCUUGACUACGUCCAUGUUUACGAUAUUGGAGCCGGACCUAAAAUUCAUUGCGCAUUCGGAGUCGCUGGCGUCUAAGGUGAAGUUUGUGUUUAUGGAGUGGGGGGAUCUGUUUAUUGUUACGGUGGAUGGGAAGGUAUCUCGAUAUCGUGAAAAGGCACUCGAACAGAAGCUGGAGAUUCUUUAUCAGCGGAAUCUUUAUAUCUUAGCUAUCAAUCUGGCUCAGAAAGCUGGGGUUGAUAAGCUGCAGCAAAAUGUCAUUUUCCGCAAAUACGGUGACUACUUGUACCAGAAAGCCGACUACGACACUGCAAUGCAACAAUAUCUUCGUGCUAUUGAUAAUACAGAACCAUCCCAAGUCAUUCGAAAAUUCCUGGAUACCCAACGAAUCCACAAUUUGAUAGAAUACCUCGAAGAACUCCACGACCAUGAAAAGGCGACCGCUGACCACACAACGCUGUUGUUGAACUGCUACGCGAAAUUGAAAGAUACGACCAAGCUUGAUUCGUUCAUUAAAGCCCCUGGAGAACUCAAAUUUGACCCAGAGACUGCCAUUGCAAUGUGUCGACAGGGUGGUUACUACGAACAAGCUGCAUAUUUAGCCACAAAGCAUAAUGAAAACGAUAUGGUGGUCGACAUUUUAAUUGAGGAUUCGCAGAAAUAUGCGGACGCAUUGAAGCACAUUGGGAAUCUAGAACCUGGUAUUGCGUAUCCGAAUCUAAUGAGAUACGCUCGCGUCCUGCUGGGCCAUUGCCCGCAUGAGACGACAAAUCUUUUCAUCGAAUAUUAUACUGGGCAAUUUCGACCCAGACGAGAACCCGAGUACCCAUCAGAGGAAAAUCAUCCCCAGCCACACGGUGGAAAUCCAAUCCAAAACCUCACUUCAUUUAUUCCUAUCCCAGGCGCGCAUUCCACUAAAGCUCCCCCUGCUCAGCCACAAUUAGCACCAGAGAUCGAACCUCCGCCUGAAUAUGAGAUACCAAAACCGCGAAACGCGUUCUCGGCCUUCGUUGACCAGCCGCAGAGAUUCAUAGAGUUUCUUGAGGCCCUGAUUAAGCACAAUAAUCUGAAAAAGGAGGAUAAGAUUGAUUUGUAUACGACUCUGUUUGAGAUGUAUCUGGAUACGGCUAAGCGGGCGAAAGAUAGUGGGGAAAGGGAGGAGUGGGAAGGGAAGGCGAAGAAGUUGAUUGAAGGGAAAGAUAUUCCCGUAUCGACAUCAAAUGUUUUACUACUCUCUGACCUAUCCAACUUCCGCGAGGGGACAAAGUUAGUCCAAGAGCAGCAGGGCCUCUGCUCGGAUAUAUUCCGCUCCUACACCUCCGCUAAGGAUACCGCCGGCGUCAUCAAGGCGCUGAGAAAAUACGGCCCACAAGAGCCACAAUUGUACAUGGAUGCUCUAGCUUAUUUCUCAUCCAGUCCGAAAAUCCUAGAGGAAGCCGGCGAUGAGCUGUAUGAGGUUCUCAAAAAGAUCGAUCACGACGGUUUAAUGGCGCCGUUACAGGUGAUCCAAGCGCUGAGCAACAAUACGGUGGUAACGAUGGGGAUGAUUAAAAAGUACCUCAGUGACAAUAUCGAGAGGGAGAGGAAGGAAAUAGCAAAUAACCGCCGCCUUAUAUCCAGCUACACCACCGAUACAGAUGCAAAGCAAAAAGAAAUCGCCGAACUAGGCACAAAGCCUUUCGUCUUCCAAGCCCGCAGCUGCUCUUCCUGCCACGACAGACUAGACCUCCCAACCGUGCACUUCCUCUGCAAACAUUCGUUCCACCAGCGGUGUCUGAACAGAGUGGAUAAGGACGCCGAGUGUCCCGUCUGUGCGCCGCAGAACGCGACGAUCAGAGCUAUACGUGAGAGGCAGAUUAAGUCUGCUGACCAGCAUGAGCUAUUUAAGAGUGAGUUGCAGCGGAGUCGGGAUCGAUUUGGGACUACCCAGUCAAAGGUGCAGAUCCGCAUACCAAGGGUCCUCGUGGGUUACCUCACAUACCCAUUGUCCAUUGCAUCGCCAUUGCUCAACAAGAUGUCAUCCAAUUUCGUAAUUCAGGACUCAGACGACUCGGAAGCAGAACUCAGCGACAUCGCUACAUCCAUCGACCCCCUCCAAGACAAUAGUACCAGUAAUAUCAAUGCCAACUCUGCAUUUACUCCUCAUGGUGCCCUGUUCUCUAGGCAACCUAAGCGAUUCGACCGUAAUGAUCAUGCACCUGGCGAAGCAUGGACUGACAAUGAUUCUUUCACUUUUCAUGGACCUCUAAACUUCGAUUCGAACGUCAGUGUCAUCUUCAGUCAAUUCAUCGCGUCGCAAUCGCAAGAUCAGACAGGAGCUGGGGAGGCUUCAUUGUCUCAGCAGCAAAGGGAGAAGGCAUGGAUUGGAGAAAGGGAAAGUGAUGAUGGAACCGGGGAUGGAGCACGUUCUAGCCCUAUGAAGUUUAGUGAGCGGGGAGUUUGUUCUUCGUCUCGGAAAAGUAUUUUGAAAAGGGGGAGGACGAUGAGUGUUGAUGACAGGGUGGAGAAUGCGGGAGUUGAAGGAAAGAAUGCCAAACGACGGCGGACAAUGGAUAUGUGGUCAUGUCAUGAUGAAGUUGGAAAGCCUGUUGAGGUUUCUGGACGGCCGGAGCAGGGUAAUGAUGAUAAUGGCAUUGGUAGCAAUGCAGCGUCUGAACAAAUUUUUGAUGCGGAUUGCUCUUCCGCUCAAGACUUAGUUACUGAAGCUACGAAUACUCCCAAUCAUCUCUCUCCUGAAGCCACAUCACAGCCUUUAGAUACAUCCGGAGCAGAAUUUCUCUCCAGAAAACUCCCAGCGGGCCGAUCAAAGUCCUCUCAGAUAUAUGAGGUUACUGGUUACGACACAGAGAUGAUGUCCUCCGCAACUCUCGCACGAGCACAUAGGAGAGUGUCGGCGUCCUUUAUAAGUGACCAGUCAGAAUCUUUGACGAAUUGCACACGUGAUGAGCUCGCGCUACCACCUAUGUUUCAAGGUGCAAUAGCAAUUAAGAAAUCAACAUCGUCAUCGACAUGGACGCAAAUGAAGGUGGCGGCUGUUGAAAGGACCACCGAAGGGAACAGUGACCGGGAUGAGUUGGAUUGUAUUGAGAAAGAUUUUGGCGAUAUGCCUCAAGAACGGUACAAGCCACGGCCAAGCGGGUCUCGAAGUAAGGUUACCGUUGAUACAAGAACGGGGGUUGACGGUGGCGCGAAUGGUCACAUUGAAGUCGUCCUUCAGCAUGAAAAUUCCUCCUCAGUUGUUCAAAACAGACAGCAAGGCAAAGACAGAGACUUUGUUGUUACACAGUUUAUUCUUGACCAAGGUGAGGAGGACCCGUUAAAUGCUUCAGUCCAGGGGGCCGGUCAUGAUUAUCCUUCAAAGCCUGAUGCAAUCAACGUAUCUGAGCCACAUGAGAUACCUAAACGGCCACGCAAAGCGGCAAAGAAGAAGGUUAAGCGGGGAAAGACUACUUCCGUAAUGAUGACGAGGGCUAUAGAAUCAGACGUUGAAGAUGAUGUGAUAUGGAUGGAUGAAAAGCCAGCAGAUGUUACUUUCAAAUACGAAAAGAUUGCAUUAAAAGGUCUGAAGAGAGCUGAAUGCUACGAAGUCAAUAACAAUCACGGCCUCAGCAAUGGCACCAAGAAUAUCAAUGAGGAUGCAGAAUCUGAAGUCAAAACGGAGGACGAAAGGGCGAUCGAAUAUGCAAAGCAAAGGGAUAUGAAUUUCCAGGAACCAGUUGAUCCUCCAGCUCCAGCUUCGGUUCCUGCACCUAAGAAACGAGGUCGAAAACGGAAGAAGACGACGGAUACUCCAACUAACGAACUGCCUCUCCCAGCUGUGGAAACCAAACCCUCGAUCGAAGAACGCAAGAAAGAUAUCCAACCUCUUACAAAACAGGACCAAAAUAUCAUCGUUUCGACAGCGGACAGAGAAUCAGAAAUAUACAAACCAAUUGCUGCUGUGAAGGGCAAGCAACCACCGCAAACCAAUGAGCAAGAUCAAGAGAACCCCUCAACAGAAGCUCAAGUGGGCACGAUAACAAUUACAGUUGCAGCGCCUCAGCCUAUCGAAACGCCCAAGAAGCCCUCAGCGGCAGUACAAAAGGGGCCAGACAAACACAGUCCCAUCACAAUAAACAAGAAGGUACCAUACCGGGUAGGCCUGAGCCGCACAGCGAGGAUAGCACCUUUGCUGAAGUUGGUUAGAAAGUAG
Molecule: messenger RNA, 5070 nt
Organism: Paracoccidioides lutzii Pb01
Product: vacuolar membrane protein
Exons: 10
Coding region: 1-5070 (1689 amino acids)
Biological process (GO): vacuole organization; vesicle-mediated transport; organelle fusion
Cellular component (GO): HOPS complex; endosome
Molecular function (GO): protein-macromolecule adaptor activity; protein binding
Source: RefSeq, a predicted model, not a curated record